AUGUCUACUGAAGAUAAGCAGGUUUGUGAGGCAGUAGUUGAAAGAAAAGGGGUAGGACAGGAAGACAGAGAUGAUUCAGGAAUCAGUGAUUAUGGAUUGUCAUUAGAUAGCCCAUUUGCACAUUCAACUAGUUAUCCCGAGACACCGGGACAAACGACGAGGAAUAAGUCAGUUUCAGAGGAUGCAGAUAUACGAUCGAUGUUGGCAGCCUUGCUAAAAGAAACUAGAGAAUCACUAAAGGAAGAUUUACGAGAAUCAUUAGAGAAAGAUUUACAAGGAACUAACGCAUCAUUAGAGAAGGGUUUACAAGAAACAAGAGAAUCACUAAAGGAUUUACAAGAAACUAACGCAUCAUUAGAGAAAGGUUUACAAGAGAUCAAAACAUCGCAAAUGAAAAUGGAAUGUAAUCUGAAGAAGGAAAUGCAGGAGUUACAAGAACGACUGAAGAUGGACGUCGACGAGAGAGAGAGGAAGCUACAGAAGAGCAUAGACCAAGUCCAGGGGGACGUGGAGAAGAUGGAAGGAAAGUUAACAAAAAAGAUGGAAGACGAUAUUGAAGAAACGAAAGCCGAAUUGGGAGAAAGAAUCAACUAA
Schistocerca americana (American grasshopper) is the source of this 594-nucleotide messenger RNA. RefSeq names its product probable DNA double-strand break repair Rad50 ATPase. Bases 1 to 594 code for a protein of 197 amino acids. Lineage: Eukaryota; Metazoa; Arthropoda; Insecta; Orthoptera; Acrididae. The record is from RefSeq and is a predicted model, not a curated record. The transcript has a single exon.